AUGGCAAGAGCAUACGAUGAACGUGAAAACGACACACCAAUGGGGUCAAUCGGCUGUUUGAUGAAUAUUUCUCCUGGAUCAACGAAGUACUGGACUCCAGAGUGUGAACAAGCCAAGAAGCCAUGCGUGGGACAAGUGUUCCCUACGUUGGAAGGAGGAAUUGAGUUCUACACAACUUACGCCAGUACUACUGGGUUCGAUGUGCGGCGCGCUUCCCAGAAAAAUGACCGGCAAGGGCAAAUAAUGUGGAAGUAUGUGUUGUGUUCACGUGCUGGGUUCAAACUCUCUACCAGUGAAGGGGACGGGGUAGGUGUGGAAUCGGCCGAACACAAUGCCCAAACGAAAAGGCGACGUGUCACAAAUAGAGUGGGGUGCAACACUCGAAUAAUAUUCAAGAGAAUACUGGGCGGUUAUGAGGUACACGCAAUUGAGGAGCGCCAUACCCACUUGUUACGCAAGGAAGAGUGA
Ipomoea nil (Japanese morning glory) is the source of this 468-nucleotide messenger RNA. Its product is annotated as putative protein FAR1-RELATED SEQUENCE 10. The coding region runs from base 1 to 468 and encodes 155 amino acids. NCBI's taxonomy places the organism in Eukaryota, Viridiplantae, Streptophyta, Magnoliopsida, Solanales, Convolvulaceae. The transcript has 2 exons. The record is from RefSeq and is a predicted model, not a curated record.